Dalotia coriaria is the source of this 712-nucleotide messenger RNA. Its product is annotated as cuticle protein 10.6-like. The transcript has 2 exons. Lineage: Eukaryota; Metazoa; Arthropoda; Insecta; Coleoptera; Staphylinidae. The coding region runs from base 41 to 649 and encodes 202 amino acids. The record is from RefSeq and is a predicted model, not a curated record.
AUUCACUUGAAUAAUCACCAAGUACACAUCCCAAAACAAAAUGGCCGCUAAGUUUGUUGUUUUCUUCGCCGCUUUGGCCGCUGUCAAUGCCGGAGGUAUUGCUCCAUUGGGAUACUCUGCUGGUAUUGCCGCCCCCUUGGCUUACUCAGCUGGUCUCCAUGCUUCUCCAUUAGCUUAUGGAGCUGGUUAUGCUCAUGCUGCUCCAUUGGCGUAUUCAGCUGGUAUCCAUGCCCCAAUUGCCUCCCCAUUGGCCUAUGGUGCUGGUUAUGCCCAUGCCGCCCCUCUGGCUUACUCCGCCCCAAUUGCCCAUGCUCCAGUUGUUGCUAAGACCAUCGCUGCUCCAGCUGUGACUACUUCUUAUGCUACUGUUACCAAGUCGAUUGCUCCAGUUGCCGCCUAUGCUGCUGCUCCAGUGAUUGCCAAGACUGCUAUUGCCGCCCCCGUCGCCGCCUACUCUGCUGGUUAUGCCCAUGCUGCUCCAUUAGCUUACUCUGCUGGUAUCCACGCUCCAAUUGCUUCUCCAUUGGCUUAUGGAGCAGGUAUCCAUGCUUCUCCUUUGGCUUAUGGAGCUGGUAUCCAUGCUCCAGUCGCCGCCUACUCUGGUCUUCAUGGUGCCGCCCUCGGCUACGGAUAUGGCCGUUACUAUUAAUUUUUCCAUGAAAAAUUUGAUUUAGUAUAAGGAUAUUUAAAAACAAAUAAAAAUUACAAAAUU